Messenger RNA from Penicillium brasilianum, 1935 nucleotides. NCBI's taxonomy places the organism in Eukaryota, Fungi, Ascomycota, Eurotiomycetes, Eurotiales, Aspergillaceae. The record is from the annotation of a GenBank genome assembly.
AUGCCUCGAUGCCUCGACUCGACGGCCUGGACCCGUUGGGACCCCCCCUUUCGCCUUCUCCCUCGCUCCUUCACCCUUGUGCUUGGUUUCUCGAAGCGUUGCAACAAGACUCUUCUCCAUACCGUUGCUACAAGCUGCCUUCUCCAUAGCUCUUGCAACGAAUUCGCAACGAUGGACGAGUCAAUCCUUCGAUGCGUAAUUUGCCCCGGGCAGCCAAUCUUCAGCGACAUGUCUCAUCUCCUGACACACGUCUCAUCCAAGGCUCAUUUGGCUCAUCAAUUCAAGCUAGGCGUUCGCGGCCACCAGGAACCAACUGCCGCUUCACUGCUCGCGGAAUACCUCCAUUGGUUCGAAACCAACAACAUUCACAAGUUGCUUGCUGACCGAAUCUCGUCCAAGAACGACCGCAAGAACAAGAGAAAUCCGCUGAAACACGGACACAAGGGAUUGUCAACCCAGAUCACCUCGACAAACCCUCUUUCAGCCGAGGCUGAUGAUGCAGAUGCGAUCCAAGGCACCUUGACAACCUUCCUUCCACCUGAUGCUGUGGACACGGAUGCCGAUUCGAAAGAAACAAGUUCUUUCCCAGAAUACAUUGACCCUCGCCUGCGCGAAUCCUACAAUGCUGUCCACCAGCAUGCAUUGACCCCCGAGGAGGGGUUGGAUAUGACAGUUUGCUCAGUUACCAAAUCUUCGUCUCGUCCCAUUAGAGAUAUUCAACGGAACCAUUUCGUACCUUCUCCAGCUGACACUGUCGUCCGUCGUACGGGAAGAUCUGGCAACGAUCCACCGGCUGGCGAGGUCGACCGUUUUGGUACUACCUCGACCAACAACUUUGAACCGACUAGCUGGGAUGGCCAGGGCGCCAUCACUGAUGGUUUCGCAAGUCAGCAUGCCUCCCUAUCCAUGACCCCGAACGCGCCUGGAACUGAAGGCCCGGUCGAAGGGGAAACCGGAAACGAUGACAGGGCUCGUGAGUUGGCUAGACUAAAGGGUUUUGUGUUGCCCGGAAUGGACGUCUUCGAUUCGGCCCCGGAGCAAAUGCGACGAAUGCGCAAUCAAAAGAAAGACGGCGCCAUUAUGAGAAAGUUGGAAAAAACUUCUCAGCUCGUCGAACCCACCGAACAGAUCUUCACUCCCACUGGAGACUUACUGAAGUGCCGUGUCAUUUCCGGCAACGCCGAUGAUGAAAGCCCUGUGGAGGGCGAGUCCCCAAUCCCGAAGAAGAGUAUGCUCCGCGGCAAACGAGGCGUACUGCGGGACCGCGACCCCAACAUUCUACUCGGCAAGGACAGAAAGCGUGUCAAAAGAGACCUGAUCCAAGCGGAAGACACUGUUGAACCUGACACUUUCAUCUAUCACAAUGGUCAUUUCGGAGCGGCCCAUGAACCCAAGGACGAAGAAAUGGAACUGACUGCGCAAGCAUUCGGAAAACCACGCCGGGCUGGGUUCACUGUCUUCAACGACACGGACGAGCACGACAACCGGGCACCUCGGACCAUUGGUCAUGACAACCAGAAUCUUCAAGCCUCUCAUAAAACUUUGACAUUAAGCCAACUUGACCUCGAUAUCAAUUCGAACAUUUCAUACAAUCAUGGACAUACGACCCUGGCGGAACAAAACAUUGAGCCCAACUUGGACACUCCUCUCGGCCCCGCAGCACCCAAGUGGAAUUCGAUGAUGCCAUUUUUGAAUAGAAGUGACCCUCACAUAAACGGCUAUGCGACUUCUCACUUCUCUGAUGAGACAUGGCCCAACAGUUUCCUUCUCGACGAUCAGGCACAUUAUGGAUUCCACGUCAAUCCGCUGCGUGGUCCUCUUCCUGCGGAGACAGUCACGUUUACACAGCCCUCGGACGAUGAAGAUAUAGGCUGGCCUAUGUCCUCUGACGCCACUUUCUCAGAUGAGCCUUACCAUGAAUACAGCCAGGUGUAA